AACCGCGUAACUCGGGAACAUACUGUAGUAUGACAAUGCGUCUUUCUCAACAUUCCCCAAGGUAUUUUUAACUAUUUUUAUUUAUUGCCUAUAGACAUCUUGAAUCUGUCAAUCAUUAGCGCUGUCAACGGUUAACGGAUUUGAUUCGAACUUGUUUGUUUUGUUCCCAAGCCUGUUUGGUCUUCGUUGUGUAGAAAUUGUCUUUACGCCAAUUGUAAACGCCCCGACAUGAGCAAUGCAGCAUUUAUAGAUGAUUGGAACAAUAUUAUACCAUUUAAGAUUAAAAUAACGGAUUUGGAAAAACCUACAGAACAGUUUGUUUACAAAUCAAUCCUUCAAUUUUUCAAGCUCAUGCAUUACGACGUUGCCAGCUAUGAAAAUAUGUACAGCGAUUCGAAUGAAACACUCACGAUGAAGCGGGUGGAAUUAGUGGCGAGAAUCAACUACAUCUAUCAACUGUGCUCAGAUUCGAAACAAACUUCGUUCUUGUACGUUGACCUCGUCAAACCAAGUAAGAACAUUGCAUACCUGGACUCUGGGGUAGAAUUACUAUACUUUCGCAUGCUUUCUUUUGUAGCUGGAAAAAAGAUCAUACAUUUGCUUAAAGUUCUGCUCAACUAUCUGUUUUACACAAAUAUGGUAAAAGAAACAGUGUUGGAAAAGGCAAACAACUGCGCACAGGAGUAUUCUGAGCUGAACGCUAAACUAAACCAGGAACAAAUAACGAAGGAAGAAAAAAAAAUUCGAGCCAACAAAAUCAAUCGUCACAUAGAUGACUUGAAACUGCACCUGCCUCAACUAAAGAAUCAGAUUGAAACCCUUCAGCAAAGAAAACACAAGCUUCAGGAAAACAUAUCUACACUGAAGGCAAAUGACCAGCAACUAGCCGAUAAAAUUAUUAAACUAAAAAUUGAACAUUCGGAACUGGCAGAACUGCUUGUAGCCGACGAUGAAGCAUCUUCCGUGAGGGAAAUAAAACAAUCGCUAACUAGAGAAAUUGAAACACUCACGGAAACGGAAAAAGAGUUGCAACAAGCUUACCAAAUCCAUGUUUCUUCGAUCAACCAGAUAAGACCGUGCAAUGCACUUCUGGAAAAAAUGCUUCUAAUUGGAAUGGAUGAGUCUUGCAAAAAUUUACGAGGCGCAAUAGUUGAACUAAAUUCUUUGUGCGAUAAGUUACGGAAACAAAGGAACAACUUGACAAACCUCUCAGAUACAUUGCAAAAUAACUGCGAGGAACUCGAUGGCCUGCUUGCAGAUAAAAAUCAAGAGCUGGAAGUACGUAGAAAGGUAUUGGAGAAGAAUGACAGAAGAAAAGAUAGCAAGCACCUGGAACAGGAGAAACGCCUUAAGGCAUUGGAUCAAGCAAAUGAGAUAUACGCACAGCUGUUGGUAGUUCAGAAAGCAGAAAUGCAAAAAGUUAUCGUUAUGGUUGAGCAAGCUCUCAAGUUUAUAAACUAAUGCUCUUUCUAACCGAAUAAAUUAAGGCAUUAUUUCGUUCGCCGGAUUGAUAUACAACCACAAGAAAGCAAUUAAAUGUGUAACUAUAAUUUUCUAAUAACAAAUAACAACGAUACAGACUGGUGUGUGUACUUUAAGA
Messenger RNA from Anopheles coluzzii, 1600 nucleotides. RefSeq names its product putative autophagy-related protein 11. The transcript is spliced from 5 exons. Gene Ontology annotation, cellular component: kinetochore; Ndc80 complex. The record is from RefSeq and is a predicted model, not a curated record. The coding region runs from base 229 to 1461 and encodes 410 amino acids. NCBI's taxonomy places the organism in Eukaryota, Metazoa, Arthropoda, Insecta, Diptera, Culicidae.